This is a messenger RNA of Aspergillus alliaceus, 397 nucleotides long. RefSeq lists its product as uncharacterized. The transcript is spliced from 2 exons. The coding region runs from base 89 to 307 and encodes 72 amino acids. Lineage: Eukaryota; Fungi; Ascomycota; Eurotiomycetes; Eurotiales; Aspergillaceae. The record is from RefSeq and is a predicted model, not a curated record.
CGCCACCGUGCUUAACGCUAAAUAUAAAUUCGACGUGAACUGGCCUGUGGCUGAAGUAUAUGGGUUUCCUUGGGAGAAGAUCGAUGCUAUGUGGAGGAAGUGUCUACGGGGAAGGAGCCGUGGGCAUCGGGUGAUUCUUCGGCUGGUGGAUGAGCAGUUGGGUACGUAUGAUAAUCAGCCUGGGACGGUUCAUGAUGCGUUGAGGUUGCUUGGUGAAGACGAGGUGGUGGAGGUGGAGCUGUUGAUUGGGGUUUAUGCGCUGUUGGCGAGUGUUAUUAAGGGAUUGAAGAAGAAAUUCCAGGAUUAAAGGAGAUGAUUUAGUCAGCUAUUACAGGGUUGUAUGAGAUUGAUGCUGAGGAUAUUAUGCCAAAGUUUCAAUGCUCUAUAGCGGAAGCUA